Messenger RNA from Telopea speciosissima, 696 nucleotides. RefSeq lists its product as uncharacterized. The coding region runs from base 1 to 696 and encodes 231 amino acids. The record is from RefSeq and is a predicted model, not a curated record. The transcript has a single exon. Gene Ontology annotation, molecular function: nucleic acid binding; RNA-DNA hybrid ribonuclease activity. Lineage: Eukaryota; Viridiplantae; Streptophyta; Magnoliopsida; Proteales; Proteaceae.
AUGGCACAGAUUGAUAAGAGAGAUGGAGAAGAACAUGUGAUUUACUACCUGAGCAAAAAACUACUUGAGUACGAAAUUCGCUAUACUCUAGUGGAGAAGACAUGCACCUCUUUGGUCUGGGUAACUAAGAGGUUGAGGCAUUACAUGAUAUCGCAUCCGAUUAAACUUGUUUCAAGGAUGGAUCCGAUCAAGUACCUCUUUGAAAAACCAGCAUUGAUAGGAAGGAUGGCCAGGUGGCAAUUGUUACUAUCAGAUUUCGACAUAACUUAUGUCAAUCAAAAGUCUAUAAAGGGGUGGGCAAUCUCAGACCAUUUGGCAGCGUCUCCUGCGGAGACUGAUUCACGACCAAUAGAGGAUUCCUUCCCUGAUGAAGAUCUGCACUUCGUGGAAGAAAGCCAAAAUGAAGAAUGGCAAUUAUAUUUUGAUGGAGCUGCAAAUCAAAAAGGGUUUGGGGUAGGAAUGUUACUCGUGACCCCAGAGGACUUUUACUUACCCAUGGCAUUUUGCCUAGAUUUCAACUGCACCAAUAACAUCAUGGAAUAUGAAGCUUGCGCCAUUGGUCUGAAAAUGGCAUUAUCUGUAGGAGUAGAAAAGAUCAAAGUCUUUGGAGACUCUUCGGUCGUGAUUUGUCAAACUCAAGGGAAGUGGAAAACCAGGGACGAAAAAUUGAAGCCCUAUCAAGUAUAUCUGGAGUAG